AUACACCGCAAGAAAUCUCUACUGAAAUUUCUAAUCAACUACCUUUUGCCUUAUCAAUUCAGAAAAGAUCUCAAACAAAAGAAAUCGUUAAUACAUUAAGACAAAUCUUUAUAUUUACAACCUUGCCAAUGACAUAUUUCAUUACAUUACCAGAACUACCAGCUAACCCAGAUGAUCUCAUACUAGAAGGCAAAGAUUUUUUUUCUAUUACAAGCUGA
Scutellospora calospora is the source of this 218-nucleotide messenger RNA. The record is from the annotation of a GenBank genome assembly. NCBI's taxonomy places the organism in Eukaryota, Fungi, Glomeromycota, Glomeromycetes, Diversisporales, Gigasporaceae.